GCACCACUCAGGUCACCAAUAAAGACGUUGAACAGGACAGGCCCCAGUACCAACCCCUCGGGAACAACCCCUUGUAUUGCCUGGGGUUGAAACUGUUUCACUGUUUCAAUGAAGCAAACAUCAAAAACAUCUUCCUGCUUGCAAAAUUACGGUAGAGGAACUCUCAUCCUCUGCUCUCGAGUUCUGUAACUUGAGAUCCAGUGUCACUGGCUCUUUCUGGCAAUCAUGGAUCUGACAGCAUGGCUAUAGCCAGGCUUGCUAAAGUGAGAAACCUGUGAUUCCAUGAUCUUUUCUAGAGGUUGCUCAGAGCAGCUGAGAGAUUUCGGCAAUGUAAUGCACCCUUAUAUUCCCCUCCCAUCUUCCUCAUCUUGAACAGACAUCAUGAAGUCCCCAACAAUGCAUCUCAUACCACAGAAGGUUGGCACUAUUUCUGAAAGAAUGGUAAGGAUUGUGUUCUGCAUCACUAAAAACAGAUAUACCCUCACCUCCACUGCUUUUGCACUCAUUCUGUGAUCAAGUCCAAUUAAUCAGGCAUUUAUAACUGGGACCAAAGGUCCUGCCUUGUAGUGCAUUCUUCUUCUAGCGAAGCCUGCUUUAUCCACACAAUUUCACAAGUCUCUGGUGUAGCUGAGAAUAUCUCCAUGGCAGCAGCCUUACACAGCCUUCUUUAGGAAAUUGAUACAUCACUAAACAGAAUAGGAUUUUUUUUUCCUGAGCUUAGACUCAUUUCUUCUAAGGGUAACUCUAUAAUAUUUCAGUAUAUUCUUUUCUAUCCUGUUACACUUUUCCUUAUGAUGCUGUUGUUUUCUUUGAAAGCCUUUGUCUCACAUUUCUGUUCUGAAAUACCUUCAGGUUCCAUAUUGGAGUCAGCAGAACGGUCAGUCUCACUGGUCAAAGGUGGCAGAUCAGAGUACGCUGCUGCACUGGCCUGGGAGAAAAAGGGGGCUUUUCCAGGGAACACAAUCUUUAUAAACUGGCUGGAAUCGACCAAGGACAAUCCCGUAGUAAUUGACUUUGAGGUGUCGUCCAUUGUGGAUCUGGUGAAGAACAUGCCUUGUGCUGUGACCAGGCGACGCAACCUCAGAAGGGCCCUCGGGGAAUAUGCAGGCAGGUUUGACCCAUGCCAGUGUGCCCCGUGCCCCAACAAUGGCAGGCCUGUGCUUUCUGGGACAGAGUGCCUCUGCUUGUGCCAGGCUGGCACCUACGGCACAAACUGUGAGAUCCGAGCCCCAGGUUAUGAAUCAGUUGCUGUAGAUGGUCGCUGGGGUUGCUGGUCUGAAUGGAGCUCAUGUGAUGCUUCUUUCAAGAGAAGAAGGACCAGGGAAUGCAAUAACCCAUCCCCAAUAAACGGUGGAAAACCUUGCAAGGGUGAACGGGAAGAAGAGGAGGACUGUUACGUCUCUGUGUUCAUGGACAAAGGAGCUCCUUGUAUUAAUGAUGAUGAAGCAAAAAGAGAAGUGGAUAUUGUGAUUGGUGAGCUUGAGACUGGAUGCUCCAGGCCAGACCCACCAGAAAAUGGGUUUAUAAGGAAUGAAAAGAACCAGUAUGCAGUGGGAGAAGAAGCUGAAAUUGCCUGUGUGAGCGGUCAUGUUCUCAGUGGCUAUCAGUUCCUCCGAUGUUUGCCUGAUCAAACUUGGACACAACAACCUAUUGAAUGCCAACCCUCAUUAUGCCUGAGGCCACCAACAUCUGACAGUGUUGAAAUUUCCCCAUUUAAGCAACACUACAUCAUUGGUGAAACUGUGAAGCUAAGCUGUCGAGCUGGGUUUGUAGUCACUGGUCAAACACAAUAUACUUGUGGAAAAGACCUGUCCUGGUUUCCUUCUAUUCUGAGGUCUAUUACAUGCGAAAAAGAUGAGCAAACAAAGAUUAGAGGAUUUUGCAAUGCAGGACAAAAACAGGUUGGGUCUGAGUGUGUUUGCAUGAAUCCAGAAGAGGACUGUGGCCACUACUCAGAAGACAUCUGUGUGCUACAUGCUUUUUCUGAACAGCAUGUGACGAAACCCAGCUGUCAGUUUUCAGCUGAAAAGUGCCUUGGAGAGCAGUCAUUUCACUUUUUGCAUGCUGGCCCUUGCCACAGCAGUUCCGACUUACACUGGGCUAUUGAAAGGGCAAAGCUCUCUGCAGAAAGCUUGAAGAAAGUGCCCUGUGGCUAUGACACCUGCUAUGACUGGGAGGAAUGUCCAGAAUCACAGAUGCAGUGCUCCUGCCUAAUGCCUUACCAGUGCCCCAGAGAAGAGAGCCAGCUUCACUGCAUCCGAAUGGAGUCAACAGGGAGAAGGAAGACAGUCAGUCACUGUGUGCUGGCAGCCAUGAAGUGUGCUGGCAUCAGACUGGAGGUGCUGGAGGAGGGGAGCUGCCUGGGAUAAAUCAAUGGCUCUCCCAGUGGCCCCCACCACUGUCAUCCCACCACAAUGGGGUAAACCACCAUAGGUAAAACUCAACUGGUUAUAAAAGGACAAAUGAACUCAAGAAGGAUGCAAUAAUAAUAAUUUUUAAAAUGAGCUAAUUUAAUGGAAGAAGAGUGGCAAUGGGAUUUUUAUUUCAGUUUGAAAAUGACUUGAAUGUAGGAUAUGAGGACUGCUAUUGUUGUCAGUAAUUCUGCAUGGACAGAGGGAGGGAAGGGAGAAAAUAGGAAAAAAGAAAGGAGAACUCUGCCUCUGGUCUCUCUGGUGUUGGACAAGACUCUUCCUUUCCACAACCAUUUGUUGCUCUGUCUCUUCUCUGGUAACUGCUCUGCAUCCUGGUUGUCUGAGUGGCUGAGAGCCCACUGGACAGACAGGGCACUUCAACAUAGAAUCAUAGAAUUAAUCAUAGAAUGGCUUGGUUUAGAAGAUCAUCUAGUUCCAACACCCUGCUAUAGGCAGGGGCACCUCCCUCUAGACCAAUUUGCUCACAGCCCCAUCCAGUCUUGAAUGCUUCUGGGGAGGGGACAUCCUCAGCCUCACUGGAUGACCUGUUCCAGUGUCUCACCAUCAUCAUAGUAAAGAAUAUCUUCCUAAUAUCUAGUCAAAAUCUACUCUCUUCCAG
This is a messenger RNA of Centrocercus urophasianus (Greater sage-grouse), 3030 nucleotides long. RefSeq names its product complement component C6-like. The transcript is spliced from 9 exons. Lineage: Eukaryota; Metazoa; Chordata; Aves; Galliformes; Phasianidae. Bases 792 to 2369 code for a protein of 525 amino acids. Gene Ontology annotation, biological process: immune response. Gene Ontology annotation, cellular component: membrane attack complex. The record is from RefSeq and is a predicted model, not a curated record.